Durio zibethinus is the source of this 1116-nucleotide messenger RNA. RefSeq names its product NEP1-interacting protein-like 1. The record is from RefSeq and is a predicted model, not a curated record. NCBI's taxonomy places the organism in Eukaryota, Viridiplantae, Streptophyta, Magnoliopsida, Malvales, Malvaceae.
AUUCAAAAACUGAUAGAGUGCUGCUCAAAUCACUGGUUUUUUUUUUUAUGAGAAUCUUUAAUGGCUUCCUUGCUAAUUCGUGCGUGCAUUAGUUUAGCUGUGGGGCUUAGCCCUCAUAAAUGCCUUCCUCCAUUCCUGACUCUAUAAAUGCUUGUAUUUACACCACGAACUGCCUUAUCGUUAAAACCAGGCAAGCUCUUUCAUUUUUCACACUUUUUUUUCUCUUCUCUACACCCUUUUUUGAGAUCGUUUCCAAUGAUAAAAAAGUGGUUUCCUGGCAUAACUGAGGUGGCAUUUAGGUGUGGAGAGGCUGUCUCUUUGUGGGUUUUUGCUGCAAUGAGAGAUCUUGGAUUUGGGUUCUUAAUUGAAGUGUUGAAGAGAACUGUCUUUGCUGCUUUCACCUGCAUUUUUGCUUUAGGAGGGGCUAUAGUAGGAACUUUUGUAGGAGCAAUGAAAGGCCAAACAACAGAAACUGGAUUUUUCCGGGGAGCUGGAAUUGGUGCUGUUGCAGGUGCAAUCACAGCUGUUCAAUUGCUGGAAUCAUUGGCUGAUGGGGAGUCAUUGUCCAAGGGAGCCUUAUUAGCUAGCUUAGUAAAUGGGAAGGUCUUCAUCGAAUGGGUAAGUCCAGCAGUGCUAAAAGCUUAUCAAUGGCAAAUGAACUCACUUGAAUCGACAUACCGAGAAAUCUCAGACAUAUACGAUGUAAAUGGAGCAAAGGGAUUGUCUAGAAGUUGCAUUGAAAAGCUUCCAGUGCAUGAAUUUCAUUCCAGUGAGAUGAUCAAAUCAAGGGAAGAACCUUCUUGUUCAAUUUGCUUACAGGGGCUAAAGGAUGGAGAAUUGACAAGAAAUCUUCCUAGAUGUGGGCACUUCUUCCACUUAAAGUGCAUAGAUGAAUGGCUGAGCAGGCAAGGCACCUGUCCGAUGUGUAGAGAACAUGUUUUUAAUGAUGCUGAGGAAUUGUUCAAAUUUUGAUUCACCAAAGAACAAAAAUGGUGAUUGGGUUUUGAAUUGUGUCAAUGUUAAACUUGGAAGGAGAAUGAAUGUUGAUGGAAUAUGAUGUAAAAAGGAAGAAAAAAAAAAAUCUGUUGUAUAUAGUCCAUUGCAAGGUUUCCUAGC